GCGCCGGAGCAGUGCGUCACAGAGAGCCAGCAGAGGCAGGAUCCCCUCGACGCACAGACACACACAGACACACACAGACACACACACAGGAGACGGCUUCUCCUCAGGCAGCACAUCUGGAUCCCUCCACAGGCAGGGACACCUUCUUCUUUGUGUUGUUGUUGCGCUUUUGGACUUGUUUCCCUCCUUCACUGAAGAAGCUGUUUUUCAUCUAUAUACUUUUUUUUUUCUUUUAUUAAAUUUCGGUUUGUUUCGGUCGUGAUACUGCGAGAGAGGAUCCUGAGCCACAGCUGGGGAAUCUAUCUCCUGCGCUAUAUGGAUAAAUAAUCGCCUCCAUCUGUAACUGCACUCAGAGUUUCAUCUCGGACGCUGCUUCCUGCCCGCAGACGCGAAAUGAAAUCGGCUGAAGAGGAUGCAUAUGGCUACACGCCAAAUGUCAGUCUGUCCCUCACGCUGGGCAACCCCUGUCUUCCGUCCCAGUACCACAGCCUCCAGUCCAGCCCCGUCAUAUCGGUGUCCGUCCCCGAGCCUCUCGUCUACGACUCCCAGGACGACAUGAGGGCCGCCGGGUAUUACUCGUCCCCGAGCAGCCGCCCCAACGGAGCGCCGACCCUGGAGAGCCCUCGUAUCGAGAUCACCGCGUACGGUCAGUUUCCUGAUGACGCGGUGGAGGAGAGCAGCCUUCCUGUUGCCAAGCGAGUCAACUCCAUUGUGACCCUGACCCUGCCCAGUGGAGAGGGUUACCGCGACCCCAGCUGCCUGAGUCCGGCCAGCAGCAUCUCGUCUCGCAGCUGCCACUCGGACGCUUCCUACGAAUCCAGCUUCUCCUACAACUACGACAACUCGCCGCAGAACUCCCCCUGGCAGUCUCCCUCCGUGUCCCCCAAGGGCUCCACCCUCGCCCUGCCGGGUGACGUCUGUGCCGCCGGUGGCUCCCCCUCCACCUCGCCACGCACGAGUAUAACAGAUGACACCUGGAUGGGUCAGCGUGGCUCAAGGCCCAACUCCCCUUGUGGCGCAAAGAGGAAGUACAGCUUGAACGGCAGCAGGGCGCCGCACAAGCACUACCCCUACUCCCCCAACCACUCGCCUGGACUGUCUCCACAGACCUCCCCUCGCCUCAGCGUCACGGAGGAAAGCUGGCUUCCAAACACCAACCAGUACACCAAUUCAGCCAUCCUGGCGGCCAUUAACGCCUUGACCACAGACGGAGUGGCCGACCUCGGAGAGGGGAUCCCCAUGAAGGCCAGGAAAACCAGCCUGGAGCACAACCCCACCGUCAGCCUGAAGGUGGAGCCGGGGAGCGAGGAGCUGAGUCCGGGGAACCUUUGCGAAGACGAGCACUCAAACCGCAUGUUGCUGAAGAAGGAAGGUUACUGCGGGGGGUUUCUGGACGUGCCACAGCAUCCGUACUCCUGGUCCAAGCCAAAGCAAUAUGUAAGCCCGUCCCUGCCGGCUCUUGACUGGCAGCUGCCGUCCAGCUCGGGGCCGUACAGUCUGCAGAUCGACGUGCAGCCCAAGUCCCACCACCGGGCCCACUACGAGACGGAGGGCAGCCGGGGGGCGGUGAAGGCCAUGGCGGGAGGACACCCCGUCAUCCAGCUCCACGGCUACAUGGAGAGCGAGCCUCUGACCCUGCAGCUGUUCAUCGGCACGGCUGACGACAGGCUGCUGAGGCCUCACGCCUUCUACCAGGUCCACCGCAUCACGGGCAAGACGGUGUCCACCCCGAGCCACGAGGCGCUGCACAACAACACCAAGGUGCUGGAGAUCCCGCUGCUGCCGGAGAACAACAUGCGGGCCAUAGUCGACUGCGCCGGGAUCCUGAAGCUGCGGAACUCGGACAUCGAGCUGCGGAAGGGCGAGACGGACAUCGGGCGCAAGAACACGCGUGUGCGCAUGGUUUUCAGGAUCCACAUCAACCAGGCCACCGGGAGAACGCUGUCCCUGCAGGCUGCGUCCAACCCCAUCGAGUGCUCCCAGAGAUCGGCCCAGGAGCUGCCGCUGGUGGACAAGCAGAACCUGGAGACGUGUCCCGCCCACGGGGGGGAGAGGAUGCGCCUGGACGGACACAACUUCCAGCACGACUCCAAAGUGGUGUUCGUGGAGAAGGCUCAAGACGGUCAUCACCUCUGGGAGACCGAGGCCAAGCUGGAGAAAGACGCCUCAAAGCCUAAUUCGCUGGUGGUGGAGAUUCCUCCGUAUCGGAACCAGAGACUCUCGACUCCGGUGCACGUCAACUUCUACGUCUGCAACGGCAAAAGGAAACGAAGCCAGUAUCAGCAUUUCACCUACGUUCCUGCCAGCGUUCCAACAAUAAAGACGGAGCCGCACGACGACUACGACGCCCCUCUGGUGUGCACCCAGCACGGCUCCACUGUGUCCCUGCACCCGAAGCCUUACUUCCCCCCGCAGGUCAUGACCCCCAUGAUGACCUCUGACCUCCGGUCGUUUGUCGUGGGCGGUGCCUACCCCGACAGCCAGGAGCGACUGGCGGCCAAACCUGCCUCGCUGCCCUCCUCUUCCUCCCCGAGCACCAGCCCCAAGCUGCACGACCUGUCGCCGUCACACUUCUCCAAGUGCCUCCCUGCCGGCCCCCAGGGGCCCCAGUCCCCGGCCCCCCACGUCUCCAUCAUCCAGGAGACCCCCGGGCGCUACCAGCUGCCCAGCCUCUACCCGCCCAGCAGCUCCUCCUCCUCCUCCCCGACCUCCCUGCCCUCCACUCCGACCGACGCCCCCUUCUCUCCGACCCACUGCCUGACGCCGGCCCGGCCCGGCAGCGGCAGCACCAGCCCGGACGCCCAGCAGGGGCCCAAGGCGCCGGAGAGAGGGCGGGCCUCGCUGCAGGAGGACGGCAGCUCCCCCCCGCUGGCCGUCAGCAUCAAGCAGGAACCACAGGAGCUGGACCAGAUGUACCUCGAUGACGUCAACGAGAUCAUCAGGAACGACCUGUCGAGCGUCACGGUGCACAGCCACGCGUAGCUUCCUGCGCCCUCACGCAACUGACAGUAAAAACAAUGCCCGGGCCACAGCGUGCAGGAAACAGCUGAGGGAAACUGAAGAGGAACAAAUGUAAAUGUUUUGUCCAGACGACCGGGGUCCAGACGCGUGCCUUGUUUUUCAUAUAUUCCGCCUUUUAUGCAGAAAUUAUCCAAGGAAUAAAUCCCAUGACCGAGUUCUGAGUAUGUAGCACCCACAGCUGCCUGCCACCCCGCCCCCCCCCCCGCUUUUAGAGGACCAAGAAUUGUUUUAUACGUUUCUUUUAUUUGUUUGUAAAUGACCCAGUGCCUAUGUGUUUGUGUAAUUUGUGUAUGUACAGUGUCUGCGGUGCUUCAGUUUGCAUAUCUGGCUUGAGAGAGAGAGAGAGAGAGAGAGAGAGAGAGAGAGAGAGAGAGAGAGAGAGAGAGAGAGAGAGAGAGAGAGAGAGAGAGAGAGAGAGAGAGAGAGAGAGAGAGACACAAGUGCCUUCGACUGGACAAGGGAAAAGUGUGACCUCACAUUUUUAAAACCGCAAAAUUUAAAAUUACACACAUUUUUUAUACAUGAGUGAGAUGAUGCAACUUUAGCCAGAUGUGACAAUUAUGGGGUGGGGGGGUGGGGGGUGAUGGUAAAUGCUCAGAGACGAUUUAGCACAAGCACAAACAGAUCAUUAAGAAUUAAAGGUGAAGGGGGAACAAUGUCCAUCAUACAGUCAUAUUUGACAUUAGCUGACAUUAGCCACCAGAAGCUACAGGUCGUAAGAGACCAAAUAAAGUCGUGACUUGUUUCCAAAGUUGCUUUCAAUCAUCGUCACGUCUGUAGGAACUUUAACGAUUAAUAAAAGUGAGUGUUUUCCAGUAUUCACAGGCGACAAUCAGCACUUAACCACUAAACCUGUGGUGGGAGUUUUGGAGUUUUUUUUCUGUCAUUUGAAGUCAAAAUGUUUCAGCUCAUGUUUCUCAAACCAAGUCGCUUUACCUUGAUGCACUAUCGACGAUAACGAGUCGGGUUUUUUUAGAUAAAAAAGCAAAAACAUUAAAUGCACGACAAACCGACUUUAACGGUGAAACGAUAAAAACAAUCAUCUCAGUUGUGACGAAGCUCGACUCGUCUUCCUCCCUGGAAGCUCGACUCGUCUUCCUCCCUGGAGGCUCUGGUAGCGUCGCUCCAAGAAUGUAAACCAAUCAGCGUCGUCCAAAGAAUCCGUUAACAACGGGGAAACAGCAAUAUAUGAAUUCUUCUGUGUUUUUGUAUUUUCAUAUUUAUUCUCUCAGCAUGUGCUCUGUUUAUCCGUGUUUAUCAUACAGCUUCUUUUACAUGGUUACUCUUAUACAACACACCACAUACACACACACACUCUUUCCCAGUUCUCUGUGUAUUUAUGAGUCUUAAUUCCCGAGGGGCGUGAAAGAAGAAGCCAUACCGACGUGUUUACCAGGGAGUUUUUUUUUUUUUUUUAUCGUGAGUCUGUAAACGCUCAGUUCAGCUUUGUGUUAUGUAUUGUGUGUAUUUGUCAAUAAA
This is a messenger RNA of Platichthys flesus (European flounder), 4500 nucleotides long. RefSeq names its product nuclear factor of activated T cells 1 (gene nfatc1). The transcript has 10 exons. NCBI's taxonomy places the organism in Eukaryota, Metazoa, Chordata, Actinopteri, Pleuronectiformes, Pleuronectidae. Bases 394 to 2982 code for a protein of 862 amino acids. Gene Ontology annotation, cellular component: transcription regulator complex. The record is from RefSeq and is a predicted model, not a curated record. Gene Ontology annotation, biological process: regulation of transcription by RNA polymerase II; cytokine production; calcineurin-NFAT signaling cascade. Gene Ontology annotation, molecular function: DNA-binding transcription factor activity, RNA polymerase II-specific; RNA polymerase II cis-regulatory region sequence-specific DNA binding; transcription factor binding.